CCACCUCCCCCAACUCAAACGACACGGAGCUCUGCUCUCUAAAUAAAAUAAAAUAAAAUUCCACGGGCCGCUUCCUCCCUUCCGCCGGCCGCUCUCCCACGAAUCUCUCCACGACCCCGCGGCCAUGGCGUGGGGGCUGCUCCUGCAGCCUGCAGGGGCCGCCUCCGCCUUGUGUCCGUACCUCCUCCUCCCGGCCCCGGCUCCUCGUCGGAGCUUCCCCAACAAGGUGCAGCUAAAUCAAGUUCGAUGCAUGAAUCAGUUAUGCUGGAAGCUACCUUUGAGUGCUGUUGAGUCACACAGAUCAAGGAACCUGAUUGGUUGCUUACAUUCAGACUCAACUGCAGAAGUAGCGGGAGUGAGCAGACCUGCAGAUGUCUUCGCUGCUCUGAGUGAUCAAUCCAUGACGUGUUGCGUGGAUUCGGUCCCAGGUGUGCUUAUUGUUAUUUCUGGCUAUUGGACUGGGCCCGAUGCGGAUGAUGGUUCUGGUAGUGUUGAGGCCAUGAUCCAAAGAAUUGCAUGAUGUUUGCCAUUGUGGUUAACUAUGGUUAUUUUUUCUUGCAUCUGAAGAUAACCUGUAUUAAAGCAUCAACUGGACUGUAUAUGGCUAUACCUUUGUUCAUUAAGAUCUGUAUUUAUUCCCUGGGUUUAUAAGUUGUUGUAUUUGCUCUUGCAUCGCUGUUUUCAGUGCACCCAAAGCAAAAUCCUAGAAAUCCUCUCUUUAGUUCAGAAAAAAAAACAAUAAUGGACCUGCAUUGGUUUAUUUUGGUUGCCCCCCAAAUUAGAAGGAUGUACAUUAAUCAGACACCCUUCACGACAUCUUGCUUGACAAAAGAAUAUUAGACAAUCAUGUUAUUGAUAUCUUUCAUGUCCGUCUAUGCAUCCUGUUGAAGUGUAGUUAGUAACUGUGAGACCGACACAUCAAUGUUUGAAUAUCAUGUCAGGUAUCUGAUGCACAGGUUUAGAAAUCCUCCAUUAAUUACAACAGCUCUAUUCCUCCAUUCAGAAUCUUUGUAUGAUAUUUAUGUCAUUCAUUCUUUAAAAAAACAACAUUAAUUCAUGUAAGGAUAUAAUCGACUCCUCCAGUAGAACUUUUGAACUUUGAGAUUUGGGCAUACUGGCAUCGUGCUUGCAGGUUCAGGGCAUCAUCCAAUCCUUAUGCUAAAACAGCAAAUAGUGUCAGGCAUUUGGUGUAAGUUGGGGGAAUAAUUUUUCAAAGGGAAAUGUGUUAGUACUUAUUAGUAUACCCUAAAUGUUAAGUAAGAAAAAUCAGAUCAGAUGCUGGUGAGAAGAUUCGAGUAUAGCGUCAUCCAUUUCUUAUAUAGAUCUGUUCUUCAUCGACAGGUCCAUGGUUAUGAUUGCACUUCUAUUCCAAUUAGCUGGAAAAGUGCAUGUAGGUUUCAUUUAAUCUGGGAAGGAAUAAACUUGUGCGAGAGAACUAGCACACUCUUUUAAGAGAAGCUGCUUACUCGUCUUAUACAAUUCUUGCAACAAAUUAUCGAUGAUGCCUGUAUUCGUUGCAAUUCCACUUGAACAACACGAUUCCCUUAUUAGCAUCCCAUAUGAUGUUCCCUGAUGCUUCACUCUCCAGGAACAACUAAUGAUCAAUCAGGAGACAGUUGAAGCGUAGACCGAUCCACCGCUUCAACUGCUCCAGCUCCUGAUGAUGAUCCAACCAAGCAUGGAUUGAAGUCGAAGAAUCAAUUCCUUCCAAUCAUAUCACUCAGCAAAGGUUCUAUCAUAUCCCAGUCCACUUAACCACAUGCUCGCUUUGGCAUAUAUUUCUUGUAUAACCAUGCGCUUUAAGCCAUUCGACUCAUCGUGUGGACUCAGUAUUUUUUUAUCCUUUAGAUGUACAAUAGUAAAAUGUGAAAAGUUAUAAGGCCAGCCUCAGCCAAACCUAACAUACCGAAGCCGGAUUAUAACUUGAAGGAUCUUGGUACCAACUUGCACCCAAGCAAUCCCCAAGGCACAUUUGUUACCCAAAAGAUCUCAAUAAGAAAGAGAGGCCACUUUGAGUCUUUCUUAGCACUAUAGCCACUUCCAAUGCCACAUUCGAAGGUUGAUCAGUAAAGCAGCUCGAAAGAAAAUGGUAGACACCCAAAACUCGCAUCUUUCAUCAACAAGGAAAGGCGAAUAAACCAUAGAGAAAGGAUGAGCUUCGCCAGACAAAGAUAUGGUCUCAUAUUCUGAUCAAGCUGAACCGCACCAUCUGGUAGAAUAGAGCAAGCUUUAGACAGACCAUGAUUGCACUCCACUGGAGCAUUGAUCCUUCAAGCUGCUGAGCAUCAGAUGCCACCCAUAACCUAUUCUAGUCCCAGCCAAACCUAGAUAAUUAUUGAGCUGCAACCUAUGUCCCAAUCAAGGGCUGAUAAGAUGUGUAUAUAUGUAUGUGAGGAUCUGUCUGUUUUUCAUUGGAUGCCUUAGAUCAGUCAUUAGGUUUGAACUGGUGAGAGCUUUCUACUUAAACCUGAAAUUUAGCGCAAUCCUCAAUGAAGCUGGCAGUCUUGUGCCACUUGUGAAAAAAAAAAACCAUGUGCUACAUGUUAUUAUUAGAUGGCAUGACACAAUCCCACCAGCUUUUGUGUACCUAGCUCCUUUGGUGGCCGGCGAUUUAGCAUAACGUUGGGUCAGUGAAACCAGAAGCAUUCCAUUUCAAAAAUAGAAAAGAAGAAGAAGAAAUUGUAUACCCAGGAGUUAUUCAAAAUUUGAAAUGCAGGAGUUCAAUUGUCGCGGCGAUCAGGAAAAUAUCCACGCAUUCCUCCUAAUUAAACAUGGAAAUUAUAGUAGUUGGAAUCUCACCAUGACUACCGAUGGCGCCCCUUCAGUCCACCAGCUAUAUAUAAGCAAGCUGAAUAACUCCUCCUGUUAUUAAGCCACCACCAUCACACAGUUAUUAAGCCAGCACAGCGCAGAGAGUUGAGCAUGGCGUACAGGGUGCUGGAGGUGACCCUCCUGUCGGCCAGGGACCUCAAGAGGGUGAACCUGUUCUCGCGCAUGGAGGUGUACGCCGUGGUGACCAUCUCCGGCGACCCGCUGACGCGGCAGUGCACCCAGCCGGACCCCUACGGCGGGCGCCACCCGUCGUGGAACACCUCGUUCCGGUUCAACGUUCCGGCCACCGCCGCGACGGCCACCGGGUGCCUCCACGUGCUCCUGCGCACCGAGCGCGCCCUGGGCGACCGCGACGUCGGCGAGGUCAUCGUGCCCCUCGCCGACAUCCUCACCGGCGGCGGCGCCGCGUGCGACCCCGGCCCCCGGCCGCCGCAGCUCGCGUCGUACCAGGUCCGCAAGCUGCACCGGUGCGAGCCGCGCGGGAUGCUCAACGUGUCGUACCGCCUGGGCCCCGUCGUCGCCCCGCAGGCGAGAGCCGACGAGGCGGCCGUCCCCUACGUGGGGUUCCCGGUGGCGCGGUCGCCGUUCUACGCCCCGUCUUAUGCCUACCUUCCCGCGCCGGGACCGGCGCCGGCGUCGCUGUCGCUUCCGCCGCCUCCUCAUCCGCAAGCUGCCGGCGGCCACGACGCCGCCAUGGCCGUGCAGCCACCUGCACCUUCUGCGGGGGCGAUCAGCGCCUACAACUUGCCUGCCGCCGGGCAUGCAGCGGCGGCGGCAUCGCCGACGAAGCGAAACGGUGGCGGCGACAGGAUGGACUUCGGGGUGGGGCUCGGCGCCGGACUGGUGAGCGGCGCGAUCAGCGGGAUGCUGGCGGGCGACAUGAUGAUGUCGGAGGCGGCGGCCUACAACUACGGUUACCGCGCCGGGUUGGCGGACGGCGGAGCCGGGGCGCCGACCGUGUACAAGAAGAGCUCUCACGCUCACGGCAAAGUUGAAGGAAAUCUGACGGUGGUGUGAUACGAAUACGAUGAUCCCGUGCAUCGAUCGAACUGCGCGUGACGUGUUGGUUUGCGCACAUGCAUGUACUGCACUGUACUCCGUACUGCAUUAGAGACGUACUACUGUAUGAUGAUGGACAUGUAGUAGACACGUACUUAUACUAAUUAAUAAGGACAGUAAUCAGUCCUGGA
This is a messenger RNA of Panicum virgatum (switchgrass), 4022 nucleotides long. Its product is annotated as protein SRC2-like. The record is from RefSeq and is a predicted model, not a curated record. Bases 2923 to 3849 code for a protein of 308 amino acids. The transcript has 3 exons. Gene Ontology annotation, biological process: defense response. Lineage: Eukaryota; Viridiplantae; Streptophyta; Magnoliopsida; Poales; Poaceae.